ACUCAUUUCUUCCUAGACUUAUACAUAUGAAUAUAAAGUUUCCCUCUAACUCUAUAUAAAAGUUAUGCGUAUAAAAAGCAACAAACAGUAGUAAAGCAACUGGUGAGUAUUUGUUAGUUUAAGAUUGUCAAGUCGAGAAAAGAGACGAUCAAUUUUUUUAGAAUAUAUUGAAUGACCGAAAAUCUAUAUUGCUUUUUAUUAUAGAAAUCAAAAAAAUAAACAUAUAUUUUGAUUAAAAUUUCGAUAUUUGGCAAAGGAUUUUUCAAUAUUAAAAUAAAUUUACUUUUUGAGUUUAUAAAGGAAAAUGACAGUUUUCUUUUACAAUAAAAAACUACGGUCUUUAACUAUUUUAUUCAAUAAGAUUGGACCUUUUGAUUGUCAUAAAUAUAGGAAAAUCAUUACAAUGUAUGCUUGAUUAAGGCGCCAUCUAUAUCUUGUGUCACAGGUUUUGGUCUACACCUACACUCCUUACGAAUUCAAGUUUAUCCACAAUGAAUUAUACCGAUGAUAUCCCUGUUUCAAGGGUGGAACUUCAGAUUAGUUGCAACAAACUACUUAAUAUGGAUUUUGCAAGCUAUUCAGAUCCAUUCUGUGUUUUAUACAUGACAGGUCCUGAUGGCAAUGCCUUUCACGAAAAAGCUAGAACCGAAACAAUAAAGGAUACAUUAAAUCCAUCAUUUGUUACAAGUUUCGAAAUUGAUUAUUACUUUGAAAAAAUUCAACGAUUACGAUUUGCUGUAUAUGAUUCCGAUUCAAGUAAACGAGAUCUUGAAUAUCAUGAUUUUCUGGGGGAUAUGGAAUGUAAUUUAUCCGAAAUUGUAUCGCAAACAGUGCUUACUAGACCUCUUGGCCCUGUUAAGAAUAAAACUAAUACUGGAAUCAUAACCGUGAGAUGCGAAGAAGUUAUUGCAUGUAAAGAAGCUUUUACUAUGGAAUUUCAUGGAAGAGAUUUAAAUUCGAAAGGUUUGUUUUCUAGCUCCAGCCCUUUUUUGGAAAUUACGAAAUCAACUGUAAACGAAGAUGAACAACACGUAGCAAUUUAUAGAACUGAACCUGUGAAAAAUACAUCGAAACCUUCUUGGCCAUCGUUCAGAUUGAAGGCCCAAAAAUUAUGUAAUGGAGAUUUUGAUAGACCCUUAAAAUUUAAUAUUUAUAAUUGGAAAUCGAGUGGAAAGCACUCCCUUUUUGGUUCGUUCACAGCGACCGUUAGAGAUUUAAAGAGAGGUCCUACGACAGAUAAUAUUUUUCCAGUAAUAGACGAGAAAAAGGCCCACAAAAAAAGUUACUCGAACUCUGGUACUGUUUGCUUAGUGAACUUUAGAGAAGAAGUCGAAUAUAGUUUUAUUGACUUUAUACAAGGAGGCUUACAAGUUCACCUAUCCGUUGCUGUUGACUUUACUCAAUCGAAUGGAGAUCCCGCCCAAAGUGAUAGUCUUCACUAUCAUACUUCAACACGACAUAGCCAAUACGCUUACGCUAUUGAAGCUGUCGGUAGUAUUAUUCAAGACUAUGAUUCGCAAAAACAAUUCAUUGGAACAGGCUUCGGCGCGAAAAUGCCUGAUGGAACAGUCUCUCAUUGCUUCAAUCUUUCAAUGACAUCUGAUCCAACUAGUCAUUCUGUUGGUCAACUGCUGCAACAAUACUAUGAAUGCCUUAUGAAAAUUAAAUUAUAUGGUCCUACUAACUUUGCUCCAACAAUAAAUGCACUUGCUAGCUCUGUCAGACAGAAUCUUAACGGCCAUUACUAUAUACUGUUAAUAGUUACCGACGGGGUAAUAACUGAUAUGGCACAAACAAAAUCUGCAAUUGUUUCAGCAUCUGGGCUACCCAUUUCAAUAAUUAUUGUUGGAGUGGGUUCAGCAAAUUUUUCUGCAAUGAACGAAUUAGAUUCAGACGAUGUUAAAUUAACGAGUGGGGGAAGAACUGCUGAAAGAGAUAUUGUUCAAUUUGUACCGUUCAGAGAAUGUCAAAUUCAAAGCCAAAAUUGUCCAGGAACUUUUAAAGCAAUAUUAGCGAAGGAAGUUCUAGCCGAAGUACCCGAACAGAUAACUGGAUAUAUGAGAUCAAGAGGAAUUAAACCCGGACAAAGAUAG
Dimorphilus gyrociliatus is the source of this 2093-nucleotide messenger RNA. The record is from the annotation of a GenBank genome assembly. NCBI's taxonomy places the organism in Eukaryota, Metazoa, Annelida, Polychaeta, Dinophilidae.